Messenger RNA from Alexandromys fortis (reed vole), 4630 nucleotides. RefSeq names its product carnosine synthase 1 (gene Carns1). Gene Ontology annotation, biological process: carnosine biosynthetic process. Gene Ontology annotation, molecular function: carnosine synthase activity; ATP binding; homocarnosine synthase activity. The record is from RefSeq and is a predicted model, not a curated record. The transcript has 8 exons. Bases 418 to 3051 code for a protein of 877 amino acids. NCBI's taxonomy places the organism in Eukaryota, Metazoa, Chordata, Mammalia, Rodentia, Cricetidae.
GGAUGUUAGCCUGGACUGCAAGGGGUCCCCAGAAGAGGCUGAGGCUCGGGCCUGGACUGUGUACUACUAUGGUCUCCUUCAGAGCUGUCUGCAGCAAGCUGGCCUUCCUGAGACCCAGGACCGCAGCCAGGCACCUCGUACAGGUGCCUCCGGGCUCCACAAGGGGGUCUCCCAGAGACAGGGAGGGACCUUCAGUCCAGUUGCUUCCCUGUCUGUUCAGGCUGUCUCCCCCAGGCUCUGGUUCUGUCUAAAGGCAAAAUCAGAGGGCCUAAGGCAGGCAGGUAUUGUCUCCAAGGACAUCCGGUCAGGGCUCCCCACCACGUCCCACCCUACCCCACCCUGCUCCCUGGAAUUCCACGGUACCAUUUGCAUAUUCUGUGGAGCGGAAACGUCUAGAAUGAUGUCUUAGGAGAUGCUAUGGAGGCAGCUGAGCAGUUGCGAUCCCAAGAUGCCUCCUUGUUUCAUAGAUCAGGCCGCCCUGGAGCAGAGGUGACCUUGUGCAUUCUGGGUUCCCCCAGCACCUUUCUGUCUCUGUUGCUGGAGGGUGGGGUCCAGAGCCCUGGAAACAUGCUCCUUUGCCUGUCCCCUGCAUGGCUGAUGAAGGUGGCAGCUCCAGGCCAAGAGGGUGAGGCGUCCCUGCUGGUCUCCAAGGCCGUGAGCUUCUAUCCAGGGGGCCUGACAUUCCUGGAUGAUUUUGUUCCCCCUCGGCAUGCCACCUACUUCCUGGCAGGCCUGGGGCCAGAAUCUGGCCAUGGCAGGGAGGCGGCAGAGCUGGCUCGGAACCUCACUUGCCCCACAGGAGCCUCAGCGGAGCUGGCACGACUGCUGGAGGACCGGCUGUUGACGAGGUGGUUGCUGUCCCAGCAGACUGGUGUGGCGGUGCCAGCUACCCUGGCUUUCACUUAUAGGCCUCCAGGGCUGCUUCGGGGAGGGGAUGCCAGCCCUGGACUACGGCUGGUGGAGCUGAGUGGGAAGGAGGGCCAGGAAACACUGGUGAAAGAGGAAAUAGAGGCCUUUGUGCACUCCGAGGCCUUGGGUGAAGCAUCACAGGUGGCUGUGAGGCUUAGCGGCUGGCGCUGGCGGGGACAGCAAGCAUUGAGCCUGCACCUGCGGGUGGAGCCGUCUGCAGUGGUGAACACGGUGCUGGCAUUGCUGGAGAAGCUGGAGGAGGAGGAGAGUGUCCUUGUGGAGGCCAUGUGCCCACCUGCCCGCCUGCCCUUGCCAGGCAGUCCCGCACCUGGCCCCGAGCUGGCUGUGCGCAUUUGCGCAGUGGUGUGUCGGAUUCAGGGUGAUAGGCCCCUACUGAGCAAGGUGGUGUGCGGUGUGGGCCGUGGGGACCAGCUCGUGCGGCAUCACAAUACCCUGCCGAGAACACUGGAGGUGGCGCUGGCCCAGUGCGGCCUGGAAGAGGCGGCGCAGGUGGCGCUCCUGGGGCAGCGCAUCAAAGAAGCAGCAGAAGCCGCGCUGGCCGCAGUGCUGGCCCUGGAGGCCGGAUUGAGUGUUGAGCAGCGCGGUGGGCGCCAAGUGCACAUCGACUUCCUCGGCGUGGACUUCGUUCUCACAGUGGCCGGCCGCACGCUGACCCCCGCGGUCCUUAAGCUGAACAGUGGCCUGUGCCUGGAGGCCUGCGGCGCGCUAGAGGGGCUGUGGGCCGCGCCGCGCCUGGGACGCUCGGUGAAGGAGGCGGCGGCAGCACCGCUGGUGGAGACCAUGGUGCGGCGCUCGGGGCGCCACCUGAUGGAAGGAAAGCAACUGCUGGUGAUCGGCGCCGGCGGCGUCAGCAAGAAGUUCGUGUGGGAAGCGGCGCGCGACUACGGACUGAAGCUGCACCUGGUGGAAUCGGACCCUAACCACUUUGCCUCCCAGCUGGUGCAGACCUUCAUCCACUUCGAUGUGACGGAGCACCGGAGAGAUGAGGAGAACGCACAGCAGCUGGCUGAGCUGGUACGGGCACGCAACCUGAAGCUAGAUGGCUGCUUCUCCUUCUGGGACGACUGCUUGGUGCUCACCGCUCUGCUCUGCCGUGAGCUGGGUCUGCCCUGCAGCCCCCCAGCUGCCAUGUGUCUGGCAAAGCAGAAGAGCCGUACCCAGCUACACCUAUUGCGAUGCCCAGGCCCACCCUGGCCUGCGACCUCCCUCCAUGCGGUGGCCUGCUGCCCAUUGGAGAGUGAGGCUGAUGUGGAGAGAGCCAUCGACCAGGUACCCCUGCCAGGUGUGAUGAAACUGGAGUUUGGCUCAGGAGCAGUGGGUGUGCAGCUGGUGAAGGAUGGGCCCCAGUGCCACGAGCACUUUUCCCGGAUCCUCCAUGACUUGCAGGGUGAAGCUGACCACCCAGGCAUCGGGCUGGGCUGGGGCAAUGCCAUGCUGCUGAUGGAAUUUGUCGAGGGUACAGAACACGAUGUGGACCUGGUGGUGUUUGGUGGACGGCUGCUGGCUGCUUUUGUCUCUGAUAAUGGGCCCACAAGGCUGCCUGGCUUCACGGAGACUGCAGCCUGCAUGCCCACUGGGCUAGCACCAGAGCAGGAGGCCCAGCUGGUACAGGCAGCUUUUCGCUGCUGCCUGGGCUGUGGGCUGCUAGAUGGAGUUUUCAAUGUGGAGCUCAAGAUGACUGGGGCCGGGCCAAAGCUCAUCGAGAUCAACCCACGCAUGGGAGGGUUCUACCUUCGAGACUGGAUCCUGGAGAUCUAUGGUGUGGAUUUGCUGCUGGCUUCUGCCAUGGUGGCCUGUGGCCUGCAGCCGGCCCUGCCUGCCCACCCUCGUGCCCGUGGCUACCUGGUGGGCAUCAUGUGCCUGGUGUCCCAGCACAUCGAGAUGCUGAGUUCCCCUAGCAGUCGAGAGACUCUGCAAGCCCUCCAUGACCAGGGUCUAUUGCGACUCAACCUGCUGGAGGAGGCCCUGAUACCUGGCCAGUAUGAGGAGCCUUACUGCAAUGUGGCCUGUGCUGGGUCCAGCCCUGCUGAGGCCCGUCUCCGCCUGCUGGGCAUCUGUCAGGGCUUGGGCAUUGACAGACCCAACUACCCAGUUGCCCAUUUUCUGUCUCAUUUCAAAUAGCAGGGAUGAAGUGCUAGGGGGAGGGGUUGUGAUGCUCUGUUUCCCUGCCCCUCCUUCCAAACCUUGCCCAAACCUAGUUCAGCAUACUCCUCUGCCUCAGGUCUAUUCCAGAGCAGUAGAGCCAUUUUGACAUCAUAGUCUUCUGGACUCAAGGACCAUAAAACAAGUAUCUGGACGUUUCUGGAUCUUCUUGACUUCCCCAAAGCCUCCAUCUAGUCCUAGGUAUCCCCAGAACUCUAGUGUUGUGGAAUAUUAUUUUAGCUAGGCGAAGAUGUGUUACAUUCGUUUAUGCUGUGGAAUAUUACUUUAACUAUGUAAAAGUGAGUUACAUUUGUUUCUGCUGCCUUUGUUAAUGGUGUAAAGAUGUGUUACAUUUGUUUAUGUUGCAUUUGUUUAAUUAUGUAAAGAUGUGUUGUUAUUUUGCCUUGUCUGCCUUGAUUGGUCUAAUAGAAAGCUGAAUGGCCAAUACUUAGGCAGGAGAGGGGUAUGCAGGGCUGGUGGGCAGACAGAAUAAGUACAAGGAAACUUCUAAGCUUGAGAGAGAAGACGAGGGAGAGAAUGAGGGAGAAAGAGAGGGACACACCUGGGGCCAGAAGCCAGGCAACUGCCAGCCAGCCAGACACAAGAAGCAGAGAAAGAAAGAAAGAAAGAAAGAAAGAAAGAAAGAAAGAAAGAAAGAAAGAAAGAAAGAGAGAGAAAGAAAGGUAAAAAGCUAAAAAUCCCUGAGGCAAAACAGAAGAGAAACAGGUUAUAAGAGCUAACAAGAAAGAAGCCUAAACUAUGGCCAAGCUUUCAUAACUAAUAAGAAUUCUCUGUGUCAUAAAAUGAGAGCUAACUGGUGGCCUAAAAGAUAAAGCCUGGGACACUCUAGCCUUUAAGUAGCUAACAAACAGCAGCUUCAUGUCCACACUGUCGUGCCCAGCCCAGAUGGCAGUGGGUCCAAACCCAGGUCCUCCCCACCACCCCUUCAGGUCUGUCUCUUCAUGUCACCUAUAGGAGGAGGGAACCUACGUGGAUCUCUGUCCAUGGUCAAAGCCCACGAAACUUGAGAUUAGCGUUCCUGUCUAAAGUCUAGGAUAGUUGUAAAGCCUGCUGUCCCCGUGUCACGGAUGAGGAAGCCGACUCAGAGAGUCGACUCUGCCUCCAAGGUCCUACCUCAGCGGAUGUACACAGGAUGCACAGACCAGCCUUUUCUGUUUACUGUUUUGCUUUUUGGGUUUUGUUUUGCUUUUGAGACAGUCUUGCUCCGGUAGCUUUGGCGCCUGUCCUGGAGCUGGCCUUGAACUCACAGAUAUCUGCCAGUCUCUGCCCCUGAGUGCUGGGAUUAAAGGCGUGUAGCACCACCACCCUGGCCUGUUUACUAUUUUACACACUCAUUCAGCUUCCAGGUCCUACCCACUCAGAAGCAGCACUCGGGCUCCUGACACCUUCCUCUGAUGAACCCCACACGUUCUCUGCCAGCUCCGCUGCUUUGCCCUCUGGGUACCUAAGUAGCCUGGCUCCAGGACUUCUGUCUGCACCACCUUCUGCAUUCUGGGAAGCUACUCUGAAAGCGCCUGCUUCUGCCCAGCACGGGAAC